Molecule: messenger RNA, 1389 nt
Organism: Talaromyces rugulosus
Lineage: Eukaryota; Fungi; Ascomycota; Eurotiomycetes; Eurotiales; Trichocomaceae
Exons: 5
Coding region: 1-1389 (462 amino acids)
Source: RefSeq, a predicted model, not a curated record
AUGGCGCUUCCCAGAGAGACCAUCUGCGACAUUUUCGGUGACGAUACCACGCCAAGUUUAGGGUUGAAUAUCCUACCGCCUUUUUCUAGGGAUCAGAAAGCCAAUAAAACUAGGGCCAAAGCAGCAAGGCGAAAAAGAAGUGCAAAUAUACUCCCAGGGUGGUCUGAAGAAGACUAUCGCAAAGCACUUGUGGACUCGCUGCAGAGUUUACCUGAUGGAGAUGCUAUAACACCACCAAUCAUCUUCUCUACCGCUAUGGUGGUCAAUGUAGAGGAACUACUCAGGAAUGUUGCCACGAGUUUGUGUCUUCCCACAGAUAAGAACUCACUGGUUAUUCCGUGCAGGCCUUUCGGUGCCCGCAUAGGAGUCAUCCUGAACCGGUCCUCAGUCGACAAGGGACGCAACGGGACAAAUAUUGAGAAACGAGUUUCUGCUAUCCCUGAAGUAUUUUUGGAUGCCGACAUUACACCCGAGAAAGCAAUGAUUUCGACGGCAGAUCUCCACCAGUGUUUUUCCUUGUGGAGAAGCUCACCCCGUGAGUCGUGGCCACAAGAUGGCAUAACGACGCUGUCGGCUUUUCACAGAGCUUUCAUCGACAAUUCCAACCUGCGUGUCGUACUGCUUUGUGGGAAAAACGCUCAAAGUGUCUGUCGUCCAGCAAAUGGUGACAAGGUGGUCAUCAAAUUUCGUCAUUGGAAAAAUUGCGAUUGGAAGCGCAUCAAAGAAUGGUCGGAACUACUUCGUUUCAUUGCCAAGAUAACGGGUAUGAAGGAUGUUCGAGCUCGCGCGAAUAUGAUGCGAUCCAUUGCUCGUGAGAUCAUUCUGCGCUAUGUCCAAGAGAGAAAUGGUGAAGUCGAAGCAAUAACGCUUGGAACAAUGGAUGCUAGAAACUUCAAGAAGGAUCUUUGGCCAAGGGUCUGUUUCUUCUCCUGCACACUACCACCUAGCGAAUACAAGCGCAGUGGUAGCGCUGGAGGCCUUUUGAGGCAUUAUCCUGGCGCUUCCAAGAGCCGAGAAAAGGCGUUCUCCAAGGAAGCCUUGGUGGAAAGCAGAAGCCUGUACACCCAUUAUACAGGCAGACAGUACAAAACCGUCGGCACGGCUACAGAUGGUAACACGGAUGAUACGUCAGAUAUCGACUCUGAGUAUUUGGAUGAGAUUAUAGAUGUGUCCAUGGACAAUACUCACCCCAAGGCAAGCGAAGAUGAUGAUCCGAGGCCUGAAAACCUGGGUAGCAUGAGUUCUGGUAAUUUUUACCACGUCGAAAAUCCAUAUGCAGAUGUCGAGGUAAACUAUCAGUCUUCGCUUCCACAGGCUCUAUCAUCUCUUCUACGGGCUCCGCCGUCUAAAUUACGAGACGCACGUUUCUACACGCCAAAGCCUGCUUAA